AAGAUAUGUGGUAGAUCAUGUGGCAGAUGCUAUUGAAUACCGACACUACGACAGACUUCUUGACGUUCUUGGUAGCCAAAUAUAAAGAUGGCAAGCACUUCUGGAGAGGCUUUUAUGAAAGAAGAGGACAAAUCUUCAUCUUGCAGCAAUCCCAAGAAACAUGUAUUAAUUGGCUGCACAGGGAGCGUAGCUGCUAUCAAAAUUCCUCUUCUUAUUCAGGAAAUUUUGAAGAUAGGACAAGUUGAGGUAAAAGUUGUGGUGACGGAGCACGCCCUCAAGUUCUUUGAUAUGGCAGUAUUACCACCAGAUGUUCAGCUUUACAGGGAUCAAGAUGAAUGGGAGGUAUGGAAGGCCAUCUCCGAUCCAGUCCUACAUAUUGAGUUAAGACGUUGGGCCGAUGUGAUGGUCAUUGCUCCCCUGGAUGCCAAUACCCUAGGCAAGAUAGCCAGUGGAAUUUGUGAUAACCUCUUGACAUGUGUUGUAAGGGCAUGGGACAUGAAGCGCCCUCUCUUGUUCUGCCCAUCAAUGAACACUCACAUGUGGGAUCAUCCAAUCACCCAGCGUCAGGUGUCGGAGCUGAUUUCCUUGGGUUAUUCUGAGAUCCCAUGCGUAGAGAAACUACUGGCUUGUGGAGACAGAGGUUUCGGAGCCAUGGCAGAGGUUACGACGAUUGUGGACAGAGUGAAGGAUAUCAUUAACAGAUGAACUGACAGAGGUCGAAGGUCAGCUACUUGGUCCUGCCCAGCCAAGAGUGAAGGAUAUCCUCAACAGGUAAACUGAUGGAGAUCAAAGGUCAGCUACUUCUUCCUGCCCAUCCAGGAGUGAAGGCAGUCUGCAGGAGAUGAAAGUGAGAUGAUGUUCACUGCAUGGUGAUAUGCAGGAAGAGCUCAAACAAUGGUGAUUAAAGAAGUCAAUGAAGAAGUUUGCAGAUACACUAAGAAGAUUGGCUAGUGCUGAAGAGUACAGUUUUGUUAUUGUUUGGUGGUAUUCUAAAGAGAACUGUUUGCUCUCGACAUUUUAAACACUAUGUUCUGUUCUUUGACUUUAAGGGAAGCCAUUAUAAUUGGAUCUGUGUAUUAAGUGUACACAAAUAGUCCUCAAUGGUCAUUCUUAUUUCUGGCAAUCAGUUAAUCUUAAAAUUGAAAAAUAACACCUGUCAUGCAACUGGCACUCAAAAAUCUCACACAAGCUAUAUUUCCGCACGGUGCUUGAUUUCACUGUGGAGUUAAGGUUUGAUGAGUCUUAGGCUUAUUAAUGUCUAGUGUCUUAAAAAUUAACUCUAGAAAAUCGGGGCCAAAGGUCCACUCACAUUCAGUAAGCUCAGAAAAUCUUUAGAAGUGUGCGGUCGAUGAGGCUCCCAUUUACCGACUCUGUUUUGUCACUUGAAUUUUCUUUUGCUGCUAUGUGGUCAGAUUCUUUCUCAUGUUUCAUGACCAAGAAUAUACUUUCUAACUAAAGGCAAUAUUAGCAAUAUCACAUUUUUCUUGAAAUAGACCAAUAAUGAUUUAUCACUGAAGUACAAACAAAACAAAAACAGACUUUAUCAAAGCUAAACCUAAACUACUCGAACUGCUUAGGUUACGAUGAAGUAUUAGAGAUCACAGCAUCAUACGUAGACAUAAAGGAAACAAGGAAUUUGAGAAAGAGUAUUUAUAUACUCACUAAACAUAAUACUACCUACAGAGAAGAAAGGAGACAUAAAUAGAAAAGCAAAAUCCAAACAAGAUUAAAUUGUAAUUUCAUAGUACUGAUCUCAAAGAUUUGAGCUUCCAUUUAAAAACACUUACAGCCUGCUGGACCUUUGGGUUUAUCGAGUUCUAAAAUCUUGGCCCUGUGCACAUAAGAGAAACACGAGCCAACUUCCUCCUAACUUUAAGAAAUGCAAAGCUGUUGAAUGGACCUAAUUGUUUUAAACAUGUUACACAGUAACCUCUUUGCCAUCACAUUCGGAGAAGCUAUGCCCAGUAACUCUAGCGCAUUGGACAUGCAUAUCUGCAAUUACACGAUGAUUUUUUAGUUUUUCUAGUUUGUUAUGUAUACACUGAUCAACCUUUGUCUCCAAAUUACUUGUGUUCUUCUCUUCAUGGUCCUAAUUUCAUUGUCACUCUCGACCAUAGGGGCGACAAGGGCUCAUAAUUGCUCUUGGAGAUAUAGUUUCAUCUCUUCCAGUUCUGUCCGAAAAUCUGUUGUGUCUCAUGGUCAAUCCAUUCUGUUGUUUU
Lytechinus variegatus (green sea urchin) is the source of this 2219-nucleotide messenger RNA. It is a transcript of the gene ppcdc, whose product is annotated as phosphopantothenoylcysteine decarboxylase-like. Gene Ontology annotation, biological process: coenzyme A biosynthetic process. Gene Ontology annotation, cellular component: phosphopantothenoylcysteine decarboxylase complex. The coding region runs from base 88 to 705 and encodes 205 amino acids. Gene Ontology annotation, molecular function: FMN binding; phosphopantothenoylcysteine decarboxylase activity. Lineage: Eukaryota; Metazoa; Echinodermata; Echinoidea; Temnopleuroida; Toxopneustidae. The transcript is spliced from 6 exons. The record is from RefSeq and is a predicted model, not a curated record.